AUGAAGUCGAUAGGCAUCUUCGCCGUGGCGCUGCUCGCUGUCGCCGAGGCCUUUCCAGAAAAGCAGAUGGCGGCCCGCCAGGCCACCCCUAAAAUUCCUGUUGCAGUACAAAAGCCGAUCGAAGACGCCAGACUGAACGCGCAGACAAACCAAGGAUGCUUCAAAUCAGCUGGAAAUAACAUGACGUUUGUUACAGUCAUUCAGUACAACUCAAUCGGAGAGUGUGCUUUGAAAACUUGUGUUCCAAAAGGAUUCACGGCCGCUGCCACCACGGGCGGCAACCAGUGCUGGUGUGGCUACAAGUACCCGCCCGAGGAUGAUUUGGUUGACAACAAGAAAUGCGACGUUGGCUGCACUGGGUUUGGCGAAGAGGCCUGCGGCGGAAAGAAUUAUUUCUCGGUGUACAACACAGGACUGACAUUAGAUGUGGAUUUUGCCGAAGAUAGCGGACCGACGGGAGAGAAACACAAGACAAGCACAACUUCGACAACAGCCGCGCCAACCCAGGUGGUCACGCUGCCUCCAAGCGUCGUCACGCAAACACAAGCACCAGUCGAAGAGGAGGAGAAGAAGGGCGGCAAGAACGUGGCCGGCAUCGUUGCCGGUGUGGUGGUUGGUGUGAUCGCCGCCGUGGGUCUUGCCACGGGCGCGUACCUCUACCUCCGCCGCAAGAGGAACAAGGAGAUUGAAGAGGAGCAUCGUCGCAACGCUGCCGUGAGCGCCUUUAUUGGCCAACCCCCCGGAAGCAGCCGCGGCAGCGGCAUUUCCGGCGCCGACUCCCGCAUGGACCCAGUCAUGGCCCAGAGGAGGAUGAGUGACGGCAGUAUCGCCGACAACGAAGAUUACUCCAGGAAGAUCCUUCGCGUCACCAAUGCAUGAUCAAUUUUCCGGCUAUCGACCAAAGUGAUGACGACAAACGAACUCGCCUGUAUUUUAACCUUUGAACAUCUGCAUAAUAUCGGCGUAUCAGGAGGGGAUAUCUGCCGCAAUCUUGUUUACCAUUUCGGAACCCACAUCGAAUAUCACGCGAGCGAGCAAGCGAGCAAGCAGCAUGAGCGGGCGUUAUCCGACUUGAAGGAAUAUUUUUGCGUUGUAGGGUUUGAGCAAAAGUGACCGAAUCCCGCAGUUGGGGUAUCUCGGUUGCUCCUAUCUUUGCUCAACACCAUUGCAUGAAUGCUUGGUCUAUCCUCUCCUUUUUCUGCUACUUUAUUGUUUUCUUUUACGUCCAGCUCUCCUGCUACACAAAAAUCCGGUGGACCCCGGCCUUGUUUCUCUCUGUCUCUCUGUCUCUCAGACAGGAGGGGGUGGGAAGAAAGAAACAAAAAUUGGGAGGGGGAGUUGAUAAAGCUCCGGCCGGUCAUUUUUUUUUAUUUUACUAGCUGUCAAUUUUUUUUUGCUGUGUUAUGGGAAUUGGGAUGGGAUAUUGAAAGAAGACCCUACCUUUGUUUGGGGCGGGAGUGGGGAGGAAGAGGGAAGGAGUAGGGGGAAAGAGAGAAAUAUAAAGGAAAUAUUUACAUAUCUAUCAUCUCAGAUGACGUACUUACACCUACGUAUCCUAUCCUAUCUACCUUGUCUAUCUAUACCUGACUAUUACUCCGGCUUUUUGCUUUGGUGUUUGUUGGUAUGGUCGGAGAAGGGGGAAGAGUCAUCGUUCUGCAUGAUUUCUGCUUUUGAUGAUUAGUUUGAUGAAGAUUAUUGAUGAUUGAGUUUGGGUGGUGGUUUGUGUUUACGUGCUUUUGUUGAUGCUUUUGACAGUUCCAUUCUACAUGCUCGUAUGCCCACUCACUUUGGCGUGUUUAAUUUUAUAUCAAGCUCAAAACAUCAUUAGCUUAAGAAUUAUAUCUAUCCAAAACGCAAAAUAUCUGUUUACUCAAUCUAAAAAAAUCCGACUGCAGAGAUGAUAGAUACCCUUAAGCAACAGAGAGGUGAAGUUGAGGUCUAAAAUCCCGUGAUAUGCAGUGCCACGUUAUUUGCCAGGUCAUCCCUGGGCGAAUCAGAAAAGGGGAUUGAGAGCAAAAAUAGGGGACCGACCGACCAUCAUUGAACUUGUUUGGGAUGGGAUGGAGGGAGGGAGGAUGAUGUGCUGCUAUGUAACCGGAUGUUUGAGGAUCAUUCUGUUUUGCCAGGAAAAAGGCACAAAGACAAAAAAGAGGCAGCCCGGAUGUGUGUAUGUUGUUUCGAAACAAGACGGGUUGUGAGAGAGAGCGGGCGGGCGGGAGGGAUGGGGGAGUUGUGGUGAUCUUUUGCUUUUUGGGUGUUUGUGAAACGGGGUUGUUUUCAGGGGUUGGGACGAGCGGGAGGGGGAAAGACGUGGGAGGCUGAGAAAAUUUCAUGGCGAUUGACUGGCAUGUGGUUGAGGGGCUGGAUGGGUGGACUAGAUACCGAGAGCUUUUGGACUGAGUCAACUGGUAGGCAUCUUGGUUGUUCCAACAAAUCAACGCGAGAAAGCAGUCAAAGAUUCGAACCGUUUUGAUGUCCGUUUCGAGGUGGUUGACGCAGCGGAGGAUGAGUAGCUGUUUACUGAGCCAGAGAUGGAGCAAUGGAAGCGC
This is a messenger RNA of Podospora bellae-mahoneyi, 2549 nucleotides long. It is a transcript of the gene wsc1, whose product is annotated as Protein SLG1. The transcript has 4 exons. Gene Ontology annotation, cellular component: plasma membrane. NCBI's taxonomy places the organism in Eukaryota, Fungi, Ascomycota, Sordariomycetes, Sordariales, Podosporaceae. The coding region runs from base 1 to 879 and encodes 292 amino acids. The record is from RefSeq and is a predicted model, not a curated record.